AAUCUGCCCUCCCAGUCAGGCUCCAGGGCCAUAAGAACGCGAGACAGACUGCGAGAGACGGAACUGUUUUCGAGAGGGGCGUUAAGCUGCCUGCCUCCGUUGCCGGCCGGCCCACCCAAUCGCUUCGGUUCCAGCAGCCACCGCCCCUCGAUGGCGGGAACCACGCCGCCGCCGCCGCAGGCGGGGCGUCCGGCCCCGUCCGCCGCGGCCAAGCGAGGAGGCGGCGCCGGAGGAUUGCUGAUGGGGAAGUACGAGCUGGGGCGCCUCCUGGGGCACGGCAACUUCGCGAAGGUGUACCACGCGCGGCACGCGGAAACCGAGGAGAACGUGGCCAUCAAGGUGCUCGACAAGGAGAAGGCGGUGCGGAGCGGGCUCGUCCCCCACAUCAAGCGCGAGAUCGCCGUGCUCCGACGCGUGCGCCACCCCAACAUCGUGCAGCUGUUCGAGGUCAUGGCCACCAAGACGAAGAUCUACUUCGUCAUGGAGCUCGUCCGCGGCGGCGAGCUCUUCUCCCGCGUCUCCAAGGGCCGCCUCAGGGAGGACGUUGCCCGCCGCUACUUCCAGCAGCUCGUGUCCGCCGUUGCCUUCUGCCACGCCCGCGGCGUCUUCCACCGGGACCUCAAGCCCGAGAACCUCCUCGUUGACGAAAACGGGGACCUCAAGGUAUCGGACUUUGGCCUCUCCGCCGUCGCCGACCAGUUCCGCCCUGACGGCCUGCUCCACACCUUCUGUGGCACGCCAGCCUAUGUCGCCCCCGAAGUGCUCGCGCGCCGCGGAUACGACGGCGCCAAGGCGGACGUGUGGUCGUGCGGCGUCAUCCUGUUUGUGCUCAUGGCCGGGUAUCCCCCUUUCCACGACAAGAACAUCAUGGCCAUGUACCGGAAGAUUUACAAGGGCGAGUUCCGGUGCGCGAGGUGGUUCUCCAGGGACCUUACCAGCUUGCUGAUGCGCAUUCUUGACCCCAACCCCAACACGAGGAUCACUUUGCCGGAGGUCAUGGAGUCUCGCUGGUUCAAGAAAGGUUUCAAGCCAGUCAAGUUCUUUAUUGAGGAUGACCAGCUACACAGCGUGAUAGAUGAUGAGGAUGAUGUGCUGGGCAUGGGGACUGCUGCUCCUGUUCCUGUUCCUCUACCAUUGCCACCUCCACUGUCACCUCUACCUCCACAAAAGGUUGAUGGUGAUGACUCAGGGUCGGAAUCAGACUCAUCGGUGACAUCCUGCCCUGCUAUGGUGUCGUCUGAUGAGAACCAGAGGCUCCGUGGGUCACUCCCACGCCCAGCAAGCCUUAAUGCAUUUGACAUCAUAUCAUUCUCAAGGGGAUUCAACUUAUCAGGGUUAUUUGAAGAAAAAGGGGAUGAGCUGAGGUUCGUCUCGGAUGUGCCCAUGUUGGAUAUCAUAACUAAGUUGGAGGACAUUGCAAAGUUGAAGAGCUUCAAGUUGCGGAGGAAGGACUGGCGGGUGUGCCUAGAGGGUACAAGGGAAGGAGUUAAGGGGCCACUAACAAUUGGUGCGGAGAUAUUUGAACUCACACCGCCCCUUGUAAUGGUGGAGGUAAAGAAGAAGGCAGGGGAUAACGAAGAGUAUGAGAACUUUUGCAACAAGGAAUUGAAGCCAGGAAUGCAGCACCUUGUCCACCCUAUGAUCCGAGCUCCAAGUAUACCUAAUGAUACCGAGUGGGUCGAAAGGCUUUCAAGGUAACAGCGCCACUUUGCCUGGAGCUAAUGGUAACGGAAGCUACAUUCAGAGUGGAAUGAGGCUAGAGACAGAGUUGAGCGCAGUUGACGGGAUGAUCUCUUGUAGAGGCUAGAGACAGAGUUGAGCGCAGUUGACGGGAAGAUCUCUUGUAGUUGGACAAAAAACUUGUCCACUUUUCGUGUAGUUCCACCUGCCGAUGAGAUGAGAUCGUUAUCUCAUGACUUGAAUAAGCCUGUUUCCCUGCAAGGACAUGAAGUUGUCCCUGAUGGAGCGAUAUUGUGGUUGUACAUACUCCGGUUGGUUGGUACCGUUGUUAAUUAGGUGUUGCCGGAUGUACUAUCGUGGGUGGUGUAUUCCUGCUAAUGGUUUUAGGCGCAGUCGAAUAAUUUUGGGUAAAUCA
This is a messenger RNA of Phragmites australis (common reed), 2095 nucleotides long. RefSeq names its product CBL-interacting protein kinase 19-like. The coding region runs from base 151 to 1698 and encodes 515 amino acids. The record is from RefSeq and is a predicted model, not a curated record. Gene Ontology annotation, molecular function: ATP binding; protein kinase activity. The transcript has 2 exons. Gene Ontology annotation, biological process: signal transduction; protein phosphorylation. Lineage: Eukaryota; Viridiplantae; Streptophyta; Magnoliopsida; Poales; Poaceae.